Molecule: messenger RNA, 3085 nt
Organism: Stylophora pistillata
Lineage: Eukaryota; Metazoa; Cnidaria; Anthozoa; Scleractinia; Pocilloporidae
Product: cyclic AMP-dependent transcription factor ATF-2
Biological process (GO): regulation of DNA-templated transcription
Molecular function (GO): DNA binding; DNA-binding transcription factor activity
Source: RefSeq, a predicted model, not a curated record
AAAAUAUGCAUUGAGAGACGCGAGGGAAAGAUCCAUUUUGGGGGGAAAUUUUACAUUUUCUGAAGAGUAGAAUUCUCAUUUUUGCCCUUAUUUAAAGACUAAGAAAGGUCUCGAGAGCAACCCUUAAAUGGGUUUUUUAAAUUCUGACGGUUUUGAGGUUUCUGUGGCUCUUUUAAAUGUUGAUUUCUGAAGGUUUAUGAGGAAGGAAGGAUUCAAAAUGGAGGAAAGUGAUGACAAACCAUUCCAGUGCACGACUCCUGGAUGUGGACAAAGAUUCGCUAACAACGAUCACCUGGAAAGACACAAACAAAAGCACCAGUUAACUCUUAAAUUCGGCUCUCUUAAAGGAACAGAUUUAACUGUUGCAGAUCAGACACCAACACCAACUAGAUUUUUAAGGAAUUGUGAAGAGGAAGGAUUAUUCCAGGAUUUGGACAAUCCAUUUGAUCAGGAUUUCAAGAGAGCUGCUGAUCAGCCAUCCAACUCAUCCACAUCUCACUCUUCAGCUCACUUGUCUGAUCAUAAUCAAGCUUCUCUUGCCAGCAAUGGGGCUCCAACCCAGAGUGUCAUUGUGAUUGAGGAAGCUGAGCCUAAACUUCAACUUACACCACCUGUGGAAAAUAACACCGCAGCAGACACCAAAAAAGUCAUCAUAUCUGCUGCUCCGGUGUCAGUACUUGUGCGAGUCCCACCGCACAUUCCACCAGCAAUACCAGCCUCUAUAGCAGCUCCUGAUGCUCAGGUCCCCUCUGCACUACCAGUGCCAAGUCAUUUACACGGACGCCUUAACUCCACAAGGUCUUCAAUGCCAAUUCCAUCCAUCCCCACCCCAGCUAUUGUAAGCAGCCCCAGUGCAAGUAGUCCACCUUCCUUCAUGGGCAGUGCUAAACAGCGUCUCAAGGAGCAACUCAAAAUGAACCAAGCAGCACAGUCUAAUAAUAUCAUACAUCGUGCCAUGACUGAAGCUGUUGACAUGGUAACAUCCCAACAUAAUGGUCUCCCUGUGAGUCCAGCUAAUCACAUAAAUCACCAACAAACUACUGUAAUAACCCACAACAGUCCACAGGACACCAAGAAAAUGUCAGGUGCCUCAAAACGCCCACGAAGAACACAGGAUGAACUGGACCCUGACGAGAGAAGAAAGCGCUUCCUUGAAAGAAAUCGAGCUGCAGCCACUAGAUGCCGCGAAAAGAGAAAAAUCUGGGUGCAGCAGUUAGAGAAAAAAGCAGAUGACCUCAGUAAUACGAAUGCUCAUCUACAGAGUGAAAUAACACUUUUACGAACCGAAGUUGCACAGUUAAAAUCCCUUCUUCUGGCGCACAAAGACUGUCCAGUCACAAUAGCACAGCAAAGAAACGCACAGAUGUUAAAUCAUCAAGUUGGUGAGCAAACGAACGGAGUUCAUACAAAUAACUCUCAUGGUACAGAUGCCGCCUCGGCUGAAGAUGUUGCUACCAGUGCUCUCACGCAAAUGGCUCACCGGGCUACCCUGGAACUGGAAAAUCUUGCCGCUACUACGAUGUCGAGUGUCAUAACAACAAACACUAAUCCUAUCGGGGUUUAAUAUUGAUUAACUUAGGUAGAAAUAAGUACAAUAAGACAUAAAGUGCAUUCCUAUUAGCAUGUACACUUAUUAGAACGGCGCGCGUGAAAAUAACCGCUUUUAGAAGUUUAUUUAUACAGAUUUCAAAGAGGACUGAAUGUAUUUGAGCUACUCUCUAUUAGAGGCAGGCCAUCAUGUUUUUAUUACCGACGCAUUCAUUUCGUGUUUACGGCAGCAUCAGUAUAAACUAUUUGUUGUUAGGUUUUGAAUAUACAGUGUAACUCAGCUGAUGGUGGAACAGAAUCGCUCAGAAAUAAGCGACCAAUAAGACGCGAAGCCAACGCGUUGACUCUUGAGUGAACGCGUUCAGCACUCAGCUGAAUUCUGGGUAAAGAGUGCAAUGUCAUGUUUAUCUUAACCGCUGUAAUGAUUCAUUUCCUGAGUGUGAUAUUCUUUCGUGUUCUUAACGUUAGUCACUUCCACUGUGAUAAGGAGUUAAGUUAACCUUUGACUUGCGGCGUUGAGUGUAAAUUGAGUGUAAACUGGAAAUUCCAGUUUCCGACUGAAAACAUUUCUUUUUACCUUGUGCGCCGGCCCUUGGUUUGGCGAUGCUGUGUUCUGUGUUCUGUGUUCUGUGAUCAUUCACUCCAAGAUGGCAACUACCAAUCGACUUCUUUAAUUCCCUUUUGAAGCCGAAACCCUCUGCGGCGAUGUGUUGCUGACAAAACAAUAUACAAACGCUAAGCGCUUGUUCGUGAUGCGCUCCCUUGUUGCCUGUUCUGUUCAAGCAGAACGUGCAUUUGGUGCAAUAUAGCGACCCUUGUACAUACAUAUCAACGAAAUUACGAGAUAUAUACGUAUGUCACUCGAGUUUUACUGCGGCACAAUAUGACGUUCAAUAAAGCCGGUGCAGACUCACUCUUGUGUCUCACUGACUUAAUUCUCUUCGCCUCGUCUUUGGCCACUAAGAAUUUAAACAUGGUUUUUCCUUAACACUCCGUGCGAUUUUAGCUCUAGACUAGGGCAAGGGCUUGGAUACCGCCCGAGGGUGGUACUCAAGACAGAGGGCACAUUUUUUUCCUAAUAAGGAACGACCUAGACUGGUGAAGGACAUUUUUAUUUAUGAUUUAGGACUACAAUUGUAAAUUUAAUUAGGGGAAGACCCAUAAACUGAACCAUUUUAAGCGAGAUAAAGAAAACAGAGGUUGUUCAAAUUAAAGAGAGGCUUCACCGAAACAUCUUUAUUUACGUAAUGGUAAAGGUAACUUAAAAGCUUACAAACAACUUUGAAAAUUUUUACAAAAGAAAAGUAUUUUUUACGAUCUGAUAUCUGUCCAUUGGCGAGGAAGUUAAGCGUGUGUACACUUUGAAUGAACAACAGAACCUGUUUAGAAAAUGCAAGCGAGUUAAAUGACCACAGCGAUGAUCUUCUCUGAAAAAACACUCGGAGAUCUUACGAUUAAUCUUAGAAGAUUUACCUCUGUUCAGUUUUGAAUGUCACAAAAAGUCUAGUUCUAAGUGAAUUAAAAUGUGUGUUUUGGA